AAAUAUAUUUUUUAAAAUAUUACUCUGUAUAACAAAACAGAGCGUUGGAAAUAAAACUAAAAUUUUAUACUUAUUUUUAUGUUAAAGCUCCUGUACCAUAGACAAUGUGCUUGAGAGAUGCCCUUACAACUGAAAUUAUACCCUAAAUUCUAGUACUAAUUGUUUUUCCUCCAAAAACAAAAUAUCAUGAAUUCAAUCACUUUUCUUCGCAUCCAAUUAUAUCUCAUCUUAGCUGCUACUCUGUUCCAAUCACUAUCCGCCGCGUCACGGCUCUCCAGCCUCCAACACUGCGGCGACGAUCUCUCCCUCUCCGUCGCGGACUACGGCGCCACGGGCCACGGCCGCCGCUACGACACUGUUGCAAUCCAAUCUGCCAUCGACGACUGCGCCUCCGCGGCCGCCCGCCGCUGCCGCACCUGCCAGGUCCACUUCCCGCCGGGCAAGUACCUGACCGCAACGUUGUACCUGAAAUCCGGCGUCGUGCUGGACGUAUCGAGGAACGCCACCAUCCUCGGCGGCACCAAGCUGCAGGACUACCCUGAGAAGCAAGAUAAAUGGUACGUGGUGUUGGCGGAGAAUGCGGUGGAUGUGGGGAUCACCGGCGGCGGGGAGAUCAACGGCCAGGGUCUGGAGUUCGUGACGAGAUUCGACGAGAGGAAGAAUGUGAUGGUGAGUUGGAAUCGGACUGGGGCGUGUUUAGGCGAUGAGUGCCGGCCGCGGUUGGUAGGGUUUAUUGGCUGCAGGAAUGUGAGGAUUUGGAAUGUCAGCUUCAAUGAGCCUGCUUAUUGGUGCUUGCAUAUUGUUCGGUGUCAAAACACAUCGAUCCAUGACACUUCCAUCUUCGGGGACUUCAACACGCCCAAUAAUGAUGGCAUAGACAUUGAGGACUCAAACAAUACACUGAUAACUAGAUGCACCAUAAACACUGGAGAUGAUGCUAUAUGUCCCAAGACAUACACUAGCCCUCUCUACAAUCUCACUGCAACCAACUGCUGGAUUAGAAGCAAGUCCUCAGCCAUCAAACUCGGGAGUGCCAGUUGGUAUGCUUUCAGAGGUUUGUUAUUCGACAACAUAACUAUUGUCGAAUCCCACAGAGGGCUCGCCCUACAAAUACGAGAUGGAGGAAAUGUUAGUGACAUCACAUUCUCGAACAUCAAUAUCAGCACAAGGUACUACGAUGAGCUGUGGUGGGGAAGAGCAGAACCUAUUUACAUCACAACUUGCCCUAGAGACAGCAGCUCGAAAGCCGGCUCCAUCUCCAACCUGCAGUUCAUAAACAUCACAGCAACUUCUGAAAAUGGAGUGUUCUUGUCAGGAUCAGAAGGUGGAGUACUGAGCAACAUUAAGCUGUAUAACGUGAGUCUCACCUACAAACGAUGGACAAACUACACGGGUGGGCUUGUCGACUACAGACCAGGGUGCCAAGGGCUGGUGAAUCGCAGCACUGCAGGGUUGAUGAUGGAACACAUUGAUGGCUUAGAUCUUGAAGAUGUGAACAUGAGGUGGGCUGAUGAGAGGAACAACAAACAGUGGAAUAAUCCCCUCGAUUUUCUCCCUUCAACUGUGAAUAAUGUUUCAUUGCUCAAUUUCUAUUCUGGAUUGUACAAAAAAUCAGGAAGGGGGGAUGAAGAUGCAGAGUUGUGAGGUAAAUGUGACAUGUUCUACUUGAAUUCCUUGUUCUGUUUACCACUCGUAUACUACCAUGACUACUACUUUUCUACUUUUUCUCGUAUCUAAAUCUUGAAUUUAAUUUUA
Molecule: messenger RNA, 1755 nt
Organism: Salvia miltiorrhiza (redroot sage)
Lineage: Eukaryota; Viridiplantae; Streptophyta; Magnoliopsida; Lamiales; Lamiaceae
Product: probable polygalacturonase At1g80170
Exons: 3
Coding region: 187-1644 (485 amino acids)
Biological process (GO): carbohydrate metabolic process
Molecular function (GO): polygalacturonase activity
Source: RefSeq, a predicted model, not a curated record